UGGCGUCGCGCCUGCCCUAAACUGGUGGGACCCUUUGUGCGCACUGGUUGCUUCUCCGCCCUCAGCUUGGCUGAACGGCUAACGUCCCGUUUCGCUCCAACCAGCGCAGACCGGGCUGACUCCUCCCUCCUUCGCGACUUCUCCGUGACGUCACCGGGUAACCAGAUUCCAAGCUAUGCGCGCGCUCUUCUUAACGUCCAGCUGCAGAGUUUUAGGUCGCGCGCGCACAAGAUGGCCGUGAUUUUCACGGCGUUCCCUUGUUGUUUGUCAGAAGUUUUCAGGAGUAAACUUGCCCAGGAAUUUCGAAGUCGGGCGCUGGGUAACAUGUAAAGAAGAGCUGCGCGAGUCUUCGCAAAGCGUUGCCACAUUUCAAACGAUAUUCGCUUCCUCUGACGGCUGGUGAGGACGCCGUGUGUUCGUCUGACACUUUGCUCAUGAAAUCAGCCGCUGGCUAACGCUGACUGCCUGUCUGCCCUUCUUUUAGUUAACGCCGCACCGCGAUGAGCUCGAGUCGUGUGAUUCCGCAGCAGCAGCACCAGCCGCCGCCCCCCAUUUUGGGGCAAAGGGGCUCCCGUCCGGAGCCUGCCAUUGAAAUGGAGAUGAUCCAGCAGCAGGAGCCCGGCUCCACGAUGACUCCUUCGCCUCCAGUUUCUUCGAGCUCCAGGCAAGCCUGGAGUCGCAUCAACGCAGGCUUUGAGCCGGAAGAAGAGAUGCUGGAGGCGGACUGGCCUCCUUCCAGUCCGGGCAGGAGAUCCGUGUCCACCGCUUCGAGCAGCAGUAGCGGCAGUCUGGAAACUUACACCCGUGGCGGCGGAGGAGGCGCGGGCUUCCGGGGCCAGAGGGGUCUUUGUCCCACGCCGGCCGUGGAUGCAGGCCCUCCGCAACCGGAGCCGGAGCACGGGGGCUGCGGGAAGAGGCUUUUGCACAAGCUCCGCGUUUUGUGGGGCACACGGAUGAUGGAGGAGAGCAGUACAAGCAGAGAAAAGUACCUUAAGAAUGUGCUUCGUGAGCUGGUUACUUACAUCAUUUUCCUCGUUAUCUUGUGUAUAUUGACCUAUGGGAUGGUGAGUUCAAAUAUGUACUAUUACACGAAGGCUAUGUCUCAGCUUUUCCUGGAUGCUCCACUGUCACCAGUAGAAAAGACCACUUUCAAAACACUUGGUAACAUGGAAGACUUCUGGAAGUUUGCUGAGGGCCCGUUUCUAAAUGGACUUUACUGGGAUGUGUGGUACAAUAACAAAACAAUGGCAGAGAACCAAAGUUUCAUCUACUAUGAAAACCUGCUGCUUGGAGUGCCUCGGCUACGGCAACUGAAGGUCAACAAUCAGUCGUGCUUAGUCAUUGAAGAUCUGAGGGAUGAAAUCCCUGAUUGUUAUGGUGUAUAUUCAGUUGCCAGUGAAGAUGCGUCUCCUUUUGGACUUGGAAAAGGAACUGCCUGGACGUACACUGCAGAAAAAGACCUGAAUGGCAGUAGCUCAUGGGGCCUGAUGGCAAAGUACAGCGGAGGGGGAUACUACCUUGAUCUGUCACGCACUCGGGAGGAGUCGGCAGCACAGAUACGCACUCUCAAGGACAACCUGUGGUUGGAUAGAGGAACCAGAGUGCUUUACAUUGAUUUUUCAGUGUAUAAUGCCAAUAUCAACCUCUUCUGUGUUGUCAGGCUGCUGGUGGAGUUCCCAGCCACGGGCGGGACUGUUACUUCUUGGCAAUUUCAGACAGUUAAACUGAUUCGCUACGUAUCCAACUUUGAUUACUUUCUAGCUGCCUGUGAAAUCGCCUUCUGUCUCUUUAUCAUUUACUAUGUAGUGGAGGAGAUCCUCGAAAUUCAUAUUCACAGACUCUACUAUUUCCGGAGCCUUUGGAACUGCCUUGAUGUGGUCAUCGUUGUGCUCUCCAUAGUUGCUGCUAUUAUUAACAUCUAUCGGACUGUGACGGUGAGUGCUGUACUGAAGAAUUUGCUGGAAAACCAAGUGUCCUUUCCAGACUUUGAGCCAUUGGCUUCAUGUCAGAUUCAGUUGAACAACAUGGUGGCAGUGAUUGUUUUCUUCUCCUGGAUCAAGCUUUUUAAAUUCAUCAACUUCAACAAGACAAUGAGCCAACUCUCAUCCACCAUGUCUCGCUGUGCCAAGGAUAUCUUUGGUUUUGCCAUCAUGUUUUUUAUCAUAUUCCUGGCUUACGCACAGCUUGCUUACCUCGUGUUUGGCACUCAAGUUGAUGACUUCCGAACUUUUCACAGCUGCAUAUUCACUCAAUUCCGCAUCAUCCUUGGAGAUUUCAAUUUUACUGAAAUUGAGGAAGCUAACAGGAUAUUGGGGCCAAUAUAUUUCACAACAUUUGUGUUUUUCAUUUUCUUCAUCCUCCUUAAUAUGUUUCUGGCCAUUAUCAAUGACACUUACGCUGAUGUUAAGGCUGAUUUGGCCCAUCAAAAACCGGAAAUGGAGCUUGAUGACUUCAUUAAGAAGAGUUGUAACAAAUUCUUGGUUAAACUGAGACUGAAGAAAACCACGGUUGACGACAUUUCUGAUAGUCUUCGGCAGACUGGAGGGAAGCUGAACUUUGACGAGCUGCGCCAGGAUCUAAAAGGAAAGGGACACACAGAUGCUGAGAUUGAAGCCAUUUUUGCAAAAUAUGACCAAGAUGGAGACCAACAACUCACAGAACAUGAGCAUCAGCAAAUGAGGGAUGACCUAGAGAAAGAGCGGGAUGACUUGGAUUUGGAUAGGAGCUCCCUGGCUCGGCCAGUUAGUGGACGUAGCUUUCCUCGCAGUUUAGAAGACUCUGAAGAAGAUGAUGACGAAGACAGUGGACACAGCUCCAGACGACGUGGAAGCAGCUCCAGUGGUGUAUCUUAUGAGGAGUUCCAGGUCCUCGUUCGGCGUGUAGAUCGGAUGGAACAUUCCAUUGGCAGCAUUGUGUCCAAGAUUGAUGCCGUCAUUGUAAAGCUGGAAGCGAUGGAGCGAGCAAAACUCAAAAGGAGGGAUGUUCUCACAAGACUUCUAGAUGGAGUCAUGGAGGAUGAGAGGUUGGGACGCGACAAUGAGAUCCACAGAGAGCAGAUGGAGCGCCUUGUGAGAGAGGAACUGGAAAGAUGGGAGGCAGAUGACGCUGUUUCACAGAUGAGCCAACGGCUGGGGACGCCCAUGGGUGCGGUUGGCCAGCCGAGAUCCCGGAGUUCACGUCCCUCUUCGUCGCAGUCCGCUGAGGCAAUGGAGGGAGUGGUCAACGCGGACAGCCACGUGUAACCCACUCUCCUGUUGUUGGUACUGCAGAUCAAAUGGAGGUGACGGGGCUCCUUCAGACUGGCAGGUGCAUUGCCUUUCAGUGGGGAAACAAAAUGACAUUUCAGAAAAUAAAGUGAUGGAACCUUAGUAUUAAAUCUCACAAUUAUAAACUGAAUACAAUUUUUCGUGUAAAAAGAAAUUCUGGUGUGCCAACAUUUUGCAAGUAACCAGUGCAGCUGUGUUAUUGAUUUAGAGGCCCGGCCUUGACUUUUCAUGGCCAGUGGCUCAUUUCAUACCUAACUGUGUUUUAUUAUAAAAAUUCCAAAGCCACUUGUCCAGGAAUAGUAAAACAAAUGCAAAGUGUAUGUGCCACCCAGGACAGACUGAUGUUAUUAUGGUACUUUGGUGCAUUAAGUCUUGUUUAAAAUGUUCAUUGUGUGUUAAUCGCUUUACCGCUCGAGAUGCUCACAAAGCCUUUUCAUGAAUGUUGAUUUUUCUAAGCGAUCCACGCCAUGUUGUUCUUUAUGAGCCUACAGCAAGCUGUUCUAAAGGCCUAAAAUGCCCCCCUAAAAAUGGGCAGACAAGCCAGCGUCCGAUUUGAUACCCGCCUCAGCUCAGGUCGGCCUCUGGGGACCCAGUGGAAUCUUUUCAUGUGUCCCCAUCUUUAAAUCUGGAGAUGGUAAUUGUAGCCACUCACAGAGACGGUGCCAACGUUAAGCUGGUGAGACCUUAAAGGAAAGACAGCAGGCACGCCAGUGUUUCCAGGUACUUGCCAGUCUGCUUCCGUACGAUUGACCAGAUCACUUCAAGCUUUUCAAAACUGUUUGCUGCCCAUUUUUAAAAUAUUUGCUUUGACCCAAAUUCCGACUUGCGCCUCAUUGUAGAUUUAAUUAACGGCUUAUGCCAAGUUGCUCCUGAAGGUAUUGUGUUUUCUUUUUAUUCUGUCUUUUAUAAAAGUACCAAGAAGCUAAAAAGUUUUUAUCAACUUAAGUGUUUUGUUUCAGUGUUUUAUAAGAAUGCUUUUAUGCCAUAGAUGUAGAAGAUUUCUUGGGAUUUUGCUGUCGCCGUCUUAAGAUAGACGCCAUUUUGUUCUGCACUCACAUGGCCGUGGGAGAACUUCCUGUGAACUCAUUUCAGAAGUAACUUGAUUACCUGAAUUAGGUGAGUUGUGAUGUAACACUGACCCUUCACCUCACGUUAUUACUAAAAGGACAAGUGUCCGUGUGUCCGUCUGGUUGCUACGUCUCUGCUAUCCAACAGAUGGCGCAUCACAAGCAUUAGCUCUGCUUUUAUGAAUCCUGCACCACACGUUAUGUAAUGGAGACUCGGCAACUGGAUGGACGCACUGCACUUCAGACUUUAAUGCUGACCUAGAAGACCCCCCCCCCAUCUUAGACGGGCAGUAAAAUAAAAGAAUAACCAGGCUGGCUGGAAGUGGUGCUGUGUCUGAAGUGAAGUCACUCGCGCUUAAUGCAUUUAGUUGGCCUUCUAUUGUCACAGGCCAGAUCUGAGCAAACAUCUUUCAGGCAGCAAGUCCAUAGCAGCCUCGUAUCUCUCUAAUAAAGCGAAGUUAAAAACUGAGAAAAAGCAAAACGUCACAAGUGCUAAUUCUGAAAACUCCCAAAGCCCGUGAACUGCUCGGAGAUGACGCUGGUUUGAGUGCGUCGCCAUUUUGUAAUUGGACUGAACUGCUGGCUCGUGUUAGGAUGUUUUAUCUGCUGGAUCCUCUUUUAGACGGUUUCAUCGAGUUUAUGUUGCACCACGUUAUUCCUUAUAGGCAUAUUGUUUUAUAUAUGGCUGUAACUUUCCUUAACUUUUUAACAAACUUCAUCUUGAAGUGCAUUUAGAUUCAUGGGAUAUCCAUGUGUAUUUGACACCAAGUGUGUUUGCCAUUGGAGACGGCGGCGGUUUUAUAGUCCGUUUCUAUGAAGCUUUUUGUAAUAAAAUGGGAAGAUCGUCUCUUACAGUGUGAUUGUUGUGCCAAUAGCAUUUGAUAAAAAUCUUUUUUUAAAAUUGGGAAGGCUUGUUGUAUAUCAGGUUAGUCUUCAACAUGUAAUUUAAGUAUUAGAUUGUUAAUUUCAAGCACUUUACUUUUCCUAAUAAACUGUCAUUUCAAGACCA
Messenger RNA from Polypterus senegalus (gray bichir), 5342 nucleotides. It is a transcript of the gene pkd2, whose product is annotated as polycystic kidney disease 2. Gene Ontology annotation, biological process: detection of mechanical stimulus; potassium ion transmembrane transport; release of sequestered calcium ion into cytosol. The record is from RefSeq and is a predicted model, not a curated record. Lineage: Eukaryota; Metazoa; Chordata; Cladistia; Polypteriformes; Polypteridae. The transcript is spliced from 15 exons. Gene Ontology annotation, cellular component: membrane. Gene Ontology annotation, molecular function: potassium channel activity; signaling receptor binding; voltage-gated sodium channel activity. Bases 501 to 3242 code for a protein of 913 amino acids.